AUGCGGUCUACGCCGACGAGCAAGAGCACCGUCUAUGCGGGGGAUGGUGCGAUGGAUCGUAGGUGGAGGAUGAGCUCCACUAUUUCUCGAUCGAGAUCAGAGAAGGUGGUUGAGGAUGCACCAGAUUGGGGAUAUAGCGGGGCUUCGAAGGAGCUCCAACCAGAGGACCGUGUCAGCUAG
Penicillium digitatum Pd1 is the source of this 180-nucleotide messenger RNA. The record is from RefSeq and is a predicted model, not a curated record. NCBI's taxonomy places the organism in Eukaryota, Fungi, Ascomycota, Eurotiomycetes, Eurotiales, Aspergillaceae.